AUGCUAUUUAUUCUAGAUAUCAUCAUGAGCAAUAUCAAAUAUCAAAUAUCAAUAUCAAAUAUCAAUAUCAAAACAUCUACAUCAUCCUCAAACGUCAACUUUAAGCUUUCUCUAAUUGUAGUGACAUCCCGGUGGUCCGUGCGGAUCAACCACUUCGGCCCAUCUGGCCGCGGGAUCGAGAAAAAACAGCGAGGUAAACCUGAAGAGGCGAAAGAACGCAUCAGGAUGCUCAGCUCCGGAUUCACGAAUGCGCCGGUGACCAAAUUGGCUCUCGUCUAUAUCAUUGCUGCAUCGAUACUGGUGAGCAUUGCAGAUGCCAAAUACCUGUUUUACAUCCAAGUGAAUCCACACAUAUGGCAGUAUCAUCAGCUAUGGCGGUUUCUAAUCUGGCCGCUUACGGGUCAUCGAACGGCUAUGGGGAUCGAGGAAAGCUUUAUUCUUAGCACUCUUCCAUUUACAACUUUUCUCCCGCCUCUUAUCCUCACGAUUACAGUCCGCCCGCUAUCUUUAAAUACGCUGAACCAUCUCCCCGCUGGACCAACCGCAAUUCUCUUCGCCAUACUCGCGCAGUACCACGCUACUAUCCCCACGACAUACAAGUACCGUUUGUUAACCGGCUCAUCGGGUAAUGGACCAGCCAUUACAUUCAGUGACAAAUCGACGAUAUAUUUCCUUGCAUUCCAGCUGGCCUUAUCGCAAUUGCCCCACACUAUACUACCGGCAUUCAUAGGCUGGGUGAUCGGCUACGCAUGGCGUGCUGAGCUGCUUCCAAGCAAGAUAUCAUCAUGGAGAAUACCGGGUUGGAUAUAUGGUGGCUCGCCGGAACGUCAGAGACGACGUGGAAUUCCAAGAAAUAGGGGUGAUGGUGAUGCUUCCUCUUCUGGGACAGGAAGCAGAGAUCCAGAGCGGUUAGAAGGGCUACGGCGACGGCUAGAGGGUGAAUCUAGAGCUGCCUUUGUUGCUGUUGCUAGCACAGACACGGAUGGGGGCAGAAGAAGCACAGGUAGUGCUGGCGGCGGGGCUGGUGGUGUGCAGGAAGGAGAGCAGCGAAGGCCACUGGCUGGACAGAUAUUAGACCGGUUUAGGGGGACCUUCUGA
Molecule: messenger RNA, 1098 nt
Organism: Trichophyton verrucosum HKI 0517
Lineage: Eukaryota; Fungi; Ascomycota; Eurotiomycetes; Onygenales; Arthrodermataceae
Exons: 4
Coding region: 1-1098 (365 amino acids)
Source: RefSeq, a predicted model, not a curated record